This is a messenger RNA of Fusarium verticillioides 7600, 3198 nucleotides long. RefSeq lists its product as hypothetical. Bases 649 to 2655 code for a protein of 668 amino acids. The record is from RefSeq and is a predicted model, not a curated record. NCBI's taxonomy places the organism in Eukaryota, Fungi, Ascomycota, Sordariomycetes, Hypocreales, Nectriaceae. The transcript has 2 exons.
CAGAGUCUGACCGGCCGGACAUGGACUUGACACUCCAUCGAUUGACAAGGGUCCGUUGCCCGUUGAUUUGACUGAAAUGUGAACUUGUGACCGCCGGCGUCGGACGCCAGCCAUUUCCCGCUUCCAUUCUCGUCUCGUCACCAAGAGAAUGAAUGAAUGGAUUGGAUGGAUCAGAGACAAUUCCAUCCAUGUACCUCUACUACCGAAAACAGACUAUCCUGGUAUCGUCGCCCGCGCAGUCGGAGUCUCGUAUCCCAAACUGCUUUUCUCUACCAGAGCAAAAGUUGACUUUCGUCACUAGCAAACCAAACCAUCUUCACAUUUUUUAAUCUCCCUUCUACUUUUCUUCUUUCCCCUUCCCACUAAAGUCUUUUACCCUUCCUCCACCGAAACAUCCUUCCGUCUACUCCAAUUGCGGUCUUCUCAUUGCCCUUACCUAAGGCAAAUACUAUUAUUACUCACUUGUUUUUGUCCCCCCCUGCCCCUCCAUCCAUCGCAAGCACAGGACAGGCACAGGUACCGCGAGUGAGCGAGCGAGCGCAACAUAGGCCAAGUACAGUACAGUACGAACGAGCAUCAACCCAGUCAAGUCCGCGCGAGCCAUCUAUUCCCGAACCCUUGUCUUUUCUUUUUCCUCCCCUCCUCAUCAUGGCCACGGCAGACAAACCUCGGCGACGGUUUCUUCCAGAGCCCAUUGAGACCACAUUUUCAACCAGUCGAUCAAGCAACAGAUCAGAUAAAAAAAAGACGCCUCGCACAAUGAGACCUAAUCCCGAACCCACACCCGAGCCCUCGCCUCGUUCUCCCUCGCCUGGUCUGAACGAGUUGCAGAAGAAGCACCAGCAGCGACCAAAGCGACGCUUCGCUCCUCAGUUGAUCGAAUCGUCCCGUAGAAGCCGCAGAGUUGGAGAUGCAGGACCUGCGACCAAACCUACCGACAAGACCGACAUUACCCCUUACACAAAGAACAUCUACACCGCCACAAAACACCGCGGCAGACGACGAGACGAUGCCCACGAAUCCCCUUCCAAUGGCCCCAGACGUCGCGAGUCCGAGGACGAGAACGUCGUUUCGUUUCUGCUAGAGAUUGCUGCGAAGGAGGCAGAGCGCCAGAUGCAGGAGGCCGCUCUGGCUGCGUUCCCCAACAGUCACGUUCGUGAAGGAAACGUGGAUCACUUUUAUUUCCGUGAGAGUUCAGGAAGCGAUCAAUCUCCCGAGAGCACUUCUCCCAUGCAUGAUCACCAUGGCCAUCCCGUCAAGCAUCAUCAUAAUGUGCGGCGGCAAUCGUCCGACAGCAAUCUCGGCUGGUGGCAUAAACACAUGCAGGAGCAUGUCGAGGCCAAGCAGGAGCAGGAACAGCAGCAGAAAGAUGAGGAUGCUAUGGCGAUUGACGAGAAGCCUGGGGAGAUGGACACCCUCGUUGAAGAACCUGUAGUGGAAGCACCAGUGGUUAAGAAGGACGAGGAUGUCAUGAUGCGAACCGAUACGGCAGACCUCGAUGCAAUGGACCUCGAACCUCCUCCGGAUCCGAUGUGGACCACCUCAAACACCCCUCGUGAUAGUAGUAGCAAGCGGUCAUCGAUCGGUGUUAGUGGUCCGAUUGGUGAGACGCAUAUGCCGUUGCUCGAUACAGAAUCUUAUUUGACAGCCGAGCAACGAAGUAAGGCAUCGUCCCCGGCACCUGCAGCAUCCCGACACAUUGGCGAAUCUACGAUGCCCUUCAUCCCGUCGGCCCCGGCCGUUGGCUCUGCAGAUGUCCCGUACGCCAAAGCUUCUCAAAUACCCCCAGACACCGGCGGCUUUGCUGCCACGCGCAACCUCGCCCGACCCUUCGGAUACCGACCUUUCGGACGCGGAUCGCCUGCUCCCUCGUUCCAGAAGAAGCGUCUGGGUGUCACACCGCCCAUGCUCGGCAAAGAUCUCGUCUUCCGGAGGUGUCCGUCUCCUAAGCAAACCAAGCUCGAGCCCGAUCACCCAUUCGCAGAACGCCAUGCUGAAGAGAAGUUCCGGGAUCUUUCGGGUCAGAAUGGUCUCUGGAGAGGCUAUUGCUUCAGAUCAGACUCGAAUGAUAACUACCUGGUGCCAGCAGACCUGCAUGCCCCACCAAUGCUCGCCACGCCCAGACCGGCGGCCACUCCCGGUGACGCUUCAAAAAUCAGCUCUCCACCAUACACAGACGAGCCUGCCAUGGUCGGAGCAGCCAAUGGCCAGGCCAACGGCAUAGCGCAGCACCGGGCACGGGCCGGUCCCCCCAAGGGACUCCACAUGCUGCAUGGUAUCAAUGAGCGUCUGCAGAAGGAAAAGGCACAUGCAGAGCUUGAAGAUAAGAUUGAUCAGGAGUUUGACGAUAGCUUUGUCACCCAAGUGUACAACUAUCUAUCACUAGGUUACCCGGCUAUGGCCCGGGCUUUUGAUGGUGAACUUUCACGGAUUAGCUUGAUGAGUAUUGAGGACCUUGAGAAAGAUGAUGAGAAGCAACUAGCCCGAGGUCACCUCGUCGAAUCAGAGGCCGACAAGCCUCGCGAUCAGAGAUGCCCUCGAUGGCAUGCUCUCCAAUCCUAUAUCAAGGAGUGGGCUAGACAGCACCCCAACCUCGACAGCAUGGACCCUGUUGGAUGGGGUGUCCGAGAACGACGAGGCAGCUGGGCUGUCUGAGGUUCACAUUUUGAUAUCGUUUGCGCGUUCACUGUUUUAUUGCGCGUUGUUUACAGCUUUCGGUUUCAGAAGAUGUUUAUCGGUUACGAAGACAACUGUUUAAACCAUGGGCGGGCGUUUUGCUUUUACAUCGUGGAAAUUUCUACGCAUGCUGUUCGAGUUUUUAUAAGAAGCAUGACGGGACGAGAGAGUCCCCGGAGCGGGCUUUGCUGUAUGGACCAAGGUAGAGGAGGAUCAAGUUUUACAAUGCGUUUAUUUGCUACUCAGCGGUGGAUGGCCUAGAAGGUGGUUCUACUAGAUGACGGAAAGACCGGGGAGGAAAGACAAAAGCUACGAGAGGAGGACCCCAAACGAACUGGGUGAUGACGGCAUGUGAGAUAGCAUCGCUGUAGUGAUUAGUGUGAGAGUUCAAGACUUGUUAAGUACCGCUACACGGAUGUGUAGACAGAAUGCAUUUCAAACUCGGCCGAGCCGACCGAGAAAGUUUGCGUUGAUGAUAAUUAAGGCUCACAUGAGCGUAAUUGAGUUAACUGCUUUAGACCA